CUCCGUUUGGCCACCACGGCAUGUGCGCGCUCCUGCUGCUCUGCUCCACUCGGCGCCCCUCCUUUCUCCAUGGCUGUCGCGCGCCUGGCUCGCACCUCUGCGCGCCGAGCUCCCUCCUCAUCCCUCCCCGGCGCUGCUCUCUCUCUGAUGCCCAUCUCCCAUGGUCGGCUUGGGAUCCUGCUCUCGUGUUCCUGGCCGGAUUUCCUGCGGACCUUUCCUCCCUCGGAGUUCGUCUCCCUGCGCGUGCCGCGCCUCCUCAGCUCACCUCCCUCUUUGCUGGGCGCGAGCUCCAAGCCCCUGCUCGAACUGCGCGCCGGCCGGACCUCCACCUCGCCCAUGGCGGCUUCCCCCGCUCGGCGUACUCCCUCGCUGGUGGCCGAGCAGCCCACUCAUGGUGCCCAGCUCGCGUCCACGUCCCCUGUUGUUGACACCGUGCGCUCGGCUAGCCAGAUCCGAGGCCGUCCCCGUCGAGCCGCGACCUCGCCUUAGUUCCCAUGACGCUCGUCCUGCUCCCCGACCCCCUCUUCCAUGGCUGCUGCUCACCGGAUUCCUUGAGUCGGCCGUGGUUUCCCAUGAAUUUUGAUGGUCGUGCGUGCGUCCCUGCUCCACCUCGCCCCAUCACAGCGCUCCAGCUUGCCAGCCGUCGUUCUCUGGUCCGUGUGCCGGUCGGCGUCGUGGAGUUUUGUUUGGUCGGCUUGUCGUUGACCUCGCCGGUGUUGUUGAACCAUCGAACCCCUUCCUUAGUCGCGUUGGGUCUCCAUGCCGGUUGUCGUCGUUCGUCGUCGUGUGUGCGGCAACGUCGGUGAUUCCUCCAUGGUGCUUGUCGACGAAUUUCGUUUCAUCGAUUCCUCGCGUUCGGUUCGGCUCACGUAUGCACGCCGAACGCGUUCGCCGCUUAACCUUGUGUCGCUUGAGCUCGUGACCUCGCCGUCGCCGGAGCCCUCACUGGAUUCGUGUCCUCGCCAGCGCUCGCACUAACCUGCUCGACCACACCUCGCCAGCUCGCUCCAGACUCGAUCUCGUCGUCGUUCCGUGUGUCAUCAAGAAAUCCCAAGAGUCGGGUGAAGACGAAGCUAGCAGCGUGAUGUUCACCAAGUACUCGACACAAGGGCUGAACUAGAAUCCUUGCCGUAUUCGCGGAUAGCGCGUCAAAUUUAGCAUGGGUAAGCCGAUUCAUAUUUCUGUUAGCCUAAUUAUUGGAUUGAUGAAUGAAUGCGUCUAGUAUUAUUG
Zea mays is the source of this 1230-nucleotide messenger RNA. RefSeq lists its product as uncharacterized. The coding region runs from base 161 to 583 and encodes 140 amino acids. The transcript has a single exon. NCBI's taxonomy places the organism in Eukaryota, Viridiplantae, Streptophyta, Magnoliopsida, Poales, Poaceae. The record is from RefSeq and is marked predicted.